AAGCGAUUAUAAGCGCUUCCCAUAUGCAAAGCUUCACUAUUAUUUAAGACUACUCCCAGUAUAAUAUCAUCAUAAAUGAAAAUGAAAUAGAAUUGUUUUUUUCUUCUUCCUUCUUUUUUUGGCAUUGGAAUAACAACUCCAAAAGACAUAAAACGUCCCAGUGUGAUAAGAAGUUCCGGUUGCACUAACAAUGUACUCUGGGUGGUGGCAGCGAGCUUGUAGCUCAGCUAACAACGAAUCGCAUACUCUCUCCAUCACUUUCAUUCCAAACCCAGUGCAGCAGGGAUAAUAACCCAUCCUGCCACGGCAACCGACAGAAAGAUCUUUGAUUGGCCCAGCAAGUGUGUCGGCCUCGAGAAGUCCGAGUUGAUUGGUUUGCUGAGGCAUCAGUCAAUAGGAGAAAGGGUCCGGCAGAACUGCGUAAGGAGGCGGCCUUGGGAUCCUAUAGCUCCGCCCCUGUCCCACCCGCCGUGUCUCCCAGGGUCUGGCUGCUGUGCGUAGUGCUGUUGUACGGCCGUAGGCUAGAUAAGAACUUUGUACGCUGCCGGCUCUUGAGGGACAAGAUAUGGCCGAAAUCCCCCGGGGCUAGGAACUUCCGCAGCCAUAGCCUACCCUGUCCGUAGCAUUCGUUUGUGUCCUGUCCUGCGGAGCGCACUGGUGCCUUUGUGUGUCCUGCUGUGGAGAGGGCUAAAAGGAGGAGACUGCGAGGGUUAUCGUACACCCACCGGCCGCCGCACGGCAAGCAACGUGAGCACUUAGCCCCGGGCAGGCACCGGCGGAGACAGAGCUGCUAGUAUACCUGCACUUGUACAAGGUGCCGGCCCACCUGUGCUCCUGUCCCUUUCCCAGGUUCCUUCCAUUCAUUCUGUGAGGCUGUUGCUCAGUCCCAGGCUGCGCAUUCAUUCUGUGCUGCUGUACUUUCCCAGGCUGCCCAUUCAUUCUGUGCUGCUACCUUCUUUCAACCUGCCCUAUUCUUCCCAGCCCUUCCCCUCCACUGUAGGCAGCCUGAAGACCUUGUUGAGCAUGGUGCAGGCACAGUGUCCCCAGCAAGACUUCUCUGUUGUUUUACUCUGCCUUUCACUGCUCUGGUGACUGUAAAAUCAAGCCAAUCUCCUUUGCAUUUACUUCUGGCUGCCCUGUGCACUAGUGCUUCAUUUCUAACUACCCCCACCUUGCUUUCCUUUCUUUCUGUCUCUUGCUAUAUAUAUAUAAAUACCUAGUAGUGAGCUGACAUCUUUCCCUUUUUGACAGUCACACCCACUUUGUUUUCUCAGUGGUGCACCCCCUUCAUUCUGCACCAUUCCCCUUGAUCCAGUCUAGAUGACAUACCUAUAUUCCUGGUGCUGUGCCCUUUUGCCUCUACCAUGGCUCCUGUGCUAACCUCAAGCUUCGAUUUAUUGGAAACUUCAGCAGAUUGAUCCGUGGAAAAUAAGCCCCCUUAGGCAAUUUGCCUUCUCUACGUGGGCAGGAUAAUACUCAUUUACUUUUAGCUAUUUAGAAUUGGGACUGGAGAUCAGUGAAUCGUUGGGAAAAUGUCAACGCCAAACAGGUUCAAGAAAGACAAAGAAAUCAUAGCAGAAUAUGAAAGCCAAGUAAAAGAAAUCCGAGCCCAACUAGUAGAGCAGCAGAAAUGUUUGGAGCAGCAGACAGAGAUGAGAGUUCAGCUUCUUCAGGACUUGCAGGACUUCUUUCGUAAGAAGGCAGAAAUAGAGACUGAGUAUUCACGGAACUUGGAGAAACUGGCUGAGAGAUUUAUGGCCAAAACAAGAAGCACUAAAGACCAUCAACAAUACAAGAAAGACCAAAAUCUAUUAUCUCCUGUGAACUGCUGGUACUUGCUUUUGAAUCAAGUUAGAAGAGAGAGCAAGGAUCAUGCAACACUAAGUGACAUCUACCUAAACAAUGUCAUAAUGCGCUUUAUGCAGAUCAGCGAAGACUCAACAAGAAUGUUCAAAAAGAGCAAAGACAUUGCAUUUCAACUACAUGAGGAUCUAAUGAAAGUUCUCAAUGAACUGUAUACGGUAAUGAAAACAUACCACAUGUAUCAUGCAGAAAGCCUCAAUGCUGAAUGUAAGCUGAAAGAAGCCGAAAAGCAAGAGGAGAAACAGAUAGGGAGAUCAGCAGACCCUGUGUUUCAUUUACGGUUAGAGGACAAGCACCAAAGACGGAGUUCUGUCAAGAAGAUAGAGAAGAUGAAGGAGAAACGGCAAGCCAAAUACUCUGAGAACAAGUUAAAAUCCAUUAAAGCACGAAAUGAAUACUUAUUAACACUGGAAGCCACAAAUGCUUCAGUUUUCAAGUAUUACAUACAUGACCUUUCGGAUUUAAUUGAUUGUUGUGACCUUGGCUACCAUGCAAGCUUAAACCGGGCUUUGAGAACAUAUCUCUCCGCUGAAUACAACCUUGAAACGUCUCGACACGAAGGACUGGACAUUAUAGAGAAUGCGGUAGACAAUUUGGAGCCAAGGAAUGAUAAGCAAAGAUUUAUGGAGAUGUACCCUACUGCCUUUUGUCCACCAAUGAAAUUUGAAUUUCAGCCACAUCUUGGUGAUGAGGUUUGCCAGGUUAGCGCUCAGCAGCCACUGCAGGGAGAACUUAUUCUGCGCUAUCAGCAGCUUCAGUCUAGACUGGCGACAUUAAAUAUAGAAAAUGAAGAGGUGAAGAAAACAACAGAAGCCACUCAACAGACCAUUCAAGAUAUGGUUACCAUCGAGGACUAUGAUGUAUCUGAAUGUUUUCAACACAGUCGGUCCACUGAGUCUGUAAAAUCUACAGUGUCUGAAACGUACUUAAGUAAACCAAGCAUAGCCAAGAGGCGAGCAAACCAACAAGAGACAGAGCAGUUUUAUUUCAUGAAGUUUAGGGAACAUUUAGAAGGAAGCAAUCUCAUCACAAAACUUCAAGCUAAGCAUGAUUUACUUCAGAGAACUCUCGGGGAGGGAAGAGGAGGUCACAGAGCAGAAUACAUGACAACUAGGCCUCCAAAUGUACCCCCUAAGCCCCAGAAACAAAAGAAGCCCAGGCCCCAAUCCCAGUAUAUUACUAAGUUGUUUAACGGGGAUCUUGAAUCCUUCAUCAAGGAAUCAGGGCAGAUCAUUCCUCUUAUCGUUGAAAGCUGUAUCAGGUUCAUAAACUUGUAUGGGCUUCAGCAUCAGGGCAUAUUCAGAGUAUCUGGGUCCCAGAUAGAAGUCAAUGAUAUUAAAAAUGCCUUUGAAAGAGGCGAGGAUCCUUUGACAGAUGACCAAAACAACCAUGACAUCAACUCUGUAGCAGGAGUAUUGAAGCUUUACUUCCGGGGCUUAGAAAACCCACUCUUUCCUAAGGAAAGAUUUAAUGACCUAAUAUCAUGCAUCCGAGUAGAAAAUCUCUAUGAGAGGGCCAUUCACAUUCGCAAGAUCCUUUUGACAUUGCCCAGGACUGUGCAUAUAGUCAUGAGAUACUUGUUUGCCUUCCUGAACCACCUUUCUCAAUACAGCGACGAGAAUAUGAUGGAUCCCUAUAACCUGGCAAUAUGCUUUGGGCCCACUUUAAUGCCUGUUCCAGAUAUACAAGACCAGGUGUCCUGUCAGGCUCAUGUGAAUGAAAUUGUUAAAACCAUCAUCAUUCACCAUGAGGCAAUUUUCCCAGAUGCUAAAGAGCUGGAGGGUCCGGUAUAUGAGAAAUGCAUGGCUGGGGAUGACUACUGCGAUAGCCCAUAUAGUGAGCAUGGCACUUUGGAUGAAGUGGAUCAAGAUGCUGGUAAUGAAACCCACACUAGUGAAGACGAAUGUGAGCCGAUUGAAGCCAUUGCUAAGUUUGACUACAUUGGAAGAUCUGCCAGAGAGCUGUCGUUUAAAAAAGGGGCUUCACUUCUCUUGUAUCAUCGUGCAUCCGAAGACUGGUGGGAAGGAAGGCACAAUGGGAUCGAUGGCUUGGUACCCCACCAGUACAUUGUGGUGCAAGACAUGGAUGAUACAUUCUCAGAUACACUGAGUCAGAAAGCAGACAGCGAGGCAAGCAGUGAACCUGUAACAGAAGAUAAGUCAUCAUCAAAAGAUCUGACCUCUCCAUCUGACCGUCACCCUGAUUUCUAUUUAGCCCGGCAAAGGCGAAGAGUUGAACCUCCUCCUUCUUCUCGUCGUUCGGGCAGGACAAGUGACAGCCACUGUCCUGUGCACCCUACCCAGUCUGGCAAAUCGGUCAGCAAUCACACUUCAAUGGAAAUUGGAACAUCCAAUAUGAACCUGUCAAGUCAUUGCAGCCCACGCGCUCUUUUGCAGAAUCGCAACUUAAACACUGACAGUCCAGAACGUCGACGCAAACCCGGUCACGGCAGCCUGACCAACAUCAGUAGACAUGAUUCUUUAAAAAAGAUAGAUAGCCCACCAAUAAGAAGAUCCACAUCAUCAGGGCAAUAUACAAGUUUUAAUGAUCACAAACCUCUUGACCCAGAAACUAUUGCUCAGCAGGAUAUUGAAGAGACCAUGAACACAGCCCUGAAUGACCUCCGAGAGCUUGAGCGUCAAAGUUCUGCCAAACAUGCUCCAGACGUUGUGCUGGAUACACUAGAUCAAGUGAAGAACUGUCCUUCCACCGCAUCGUCCACAGAAUCCCUGAGCCCACUACACAAUAUCCUACUAAAGAAUGCUGAGCCUCAAAUCCGCCGCAGCACCAGUACUUCUAGUGACCCAAUGAGUACAUUUAAGCCCAUGGUGACACCCAGGAUGGGCGUCCAGCUGAAACCUCCUGCAUUAAGGCCAAAACCCAUUGUUCUUCCAAAGACUAACCCUGGAAUAGGGCCAUCUCAAACUGCACAAGGGCCCGCAGACAAAUCCUGCACAAUGUGACCUUAUGUUACAAUUCUUUGGAUCAAGGAGUGAGGAACAUGUUAGUAAUUGGAGUUGCCAUGCUUUUAUAGUUAGUAGUGUCAAACCUCUGUAAAUACACUAGGGCAUUUAGAAACCAACUGGACUGUUUAAAUGUGCGGUUUACAAGCUUAGAGACACAUAGAUAUUACUUGAAGAUUUAAUGCUGCACAAUUUGUAUAGAAUGCAAGAUAGAUCACAGAUGGCUUCCCACUUAUAAAAUAUAUCAAAGAUUGCCAUUGCUUAUGCAUAUAUUUCAACAGGUUUGAAACAUAGAUAUGUGGUUUUAUUUUACAACUCAUAGUGAGUAUGGAAUCUGUAGCUGUCUAUCCGGUUUGAGGGUUAACCUGAAAAGCUAAUUGUGGUUUGGUAACACCUCUUCUUAACAUUCCUCUGGGGCCUUACUGCUCAGCCUAUACAUUUCAAAGUAGCCAUCGGCUCACUGCAAACAAAUCCGAAUCUGGGGAAAAUAAGGAAAGCUGCAAGCUUUUGUAUUGGGUAAUGAAGAUGUUGAUAUCCAUUAUCUAAUAUAAUGUAACUGUGUAUGUUUCUCAUUGUCUGAAAAAGAUGCUUCUUGCAACUAGGAUGAGGUCCAUGUGUAUAAGGUAUAUGCUGCAUGUACAAUUUGCAUAGGAUGUAAGGUACCUCUGUAUUUUUAUAUUGAUAGCUAUACAAAGAGGAACAAAUUCACACUGUACAGGGAAGAGCAAAUACUUCCUAAGCAUGUUCUUUGCCUUGAAGAUGGCAAAAGCAGAAAAUAAUUUUCUAGUUGCUCAUCCUUUGGAGAUUGCUCACUACUAGAGAGCCGAAAUAAUGCAGUCACAGUAUUAGAAGUGAAUCUCCUGCCAGCAUGGCUGGCUGUAUUGCCAUUGUUAUAUUUAUAUAUAUAUAUUGCAGUUUUAUUAUAUAUUUUAUCUGUUUUGACUAUAUAUCGAGUUGAAUUAAGAGAGCAGAUUUACCGAAGGUUUAUUCUUUCUCCAAAUAUGUCAGGGCACAUAUUAACAAGCAGUGUAGAAUACAAAUGCUAGUAUUCAUUUUAGUAAUUUGUGUAGCACAUGCCUUAAGGUUCAAUGGCCUUGCAUUGUUUUGAUGGCUGAGAAACAUACAUUGGUACCAUAUGUAUGUAAUUUUUGUUACUGUGUCUUACAAGACUUUUUAAGACUUUCUUUCUUGUAUACAUGUUUUUGAGAUGUACAACAUGAAACUUGUGUAUUAUUAUAAACAAAGUACCCCAUGUUGCAAAAUAUUAGGAUAUUAGAAGUCAUCUGUGAGCUCCAUGACCUGUUAUUCUUAUAUUUUACACGGGGUACUUUAUAUAUAUAUAUAUAUAUAUAUAUAUAUAUAUAUAUAUAUAUAUACACACAAACACUUUGCGUACACCAAGUCACUGAACCACUCGAUUAUUUUUAAUUUUCACAAUUUUAAUGGUUCAAAUGUUGCAAGUUAAAGCAUAUGCAAGAGGAUUUUAAUGUUUUUAUGUUUUAUGAUUAGGAUGCCAUGGCCCAAAUAAGCAGGUUUUGCCCUCUCUGGGACACAGUCCAAUACCUGAAUCCUGUACAGUUCACAAACAGUUCUGUGUAGCUUAGAUUUAAACCACAUUUGUGUAAAAAAAUUUACAGGGGGCAGUUUGCUGUAAAAAUCUAAAUAGAGGACAAGUAAAAAGAAAUAAAAGUCUGCUGGUUGUUUGUAAUACAGUUGUGCAGUUCACCAGCCCUACUGUAAUACUGACUAUGACAUGGAAACACCACGAACAUUAACCAGCCUAGUGUCUCCAUUUACGAUAGUCAACCCAUGGCUCUUCAACUAUCACAUCAAUGAGACUCCCAGCAUAAAGUGACCAGAUCACGUGUCUGAUUUGUCUCUGGUUUACAUAUUAGUUCUAUACCUCUUCCCUGCAGCCUCGAGCCUUUCAUUUAAGCUGAGCCCAGUAAAAACAAAGUAGGAACAAACUGGAAUGACCUGCAGUCAAGUUAUUCAAUUGCAAGCCUAACCUGGUACUGUUCUUUCUUAUGAUCGGACGUGUCAUAGUGUAUACAUCUUCAGAAACAGUUGGGAAUUAGUGUAUUUAAAUUAUUGUUAUGGAUUGCAUUAUACUUAUAUUAGAUUUAGUGUAGCACAAGAAUAUAUUCGAAAAAGUGUAACUGCUGAAUGGGCUUCAAGUUUUGUGUGUAGUUUGAUGGUUCUAGGUAGGAAGAGUACUGCCGGUGGAUAUCUGCGAUGGGAUGCAGAUGUUUGCAACCCAGGCCGGUGCUGGGCAAUCCUGUGCUACUUGCUCUCACAAUUCCCAGGAAUGAGGAAGCUCAUGCACAGUGUAUUGGCCUUUUACUGUCCGCUUGAUGAACUGCAGUACUGUAGUGUUCUUUUCUGUUGACUGUUAACUAUUUGUGUCAGUGUACAUCUGUAGUAUGUACAUGUGAAAGUGCCUUUAAUCUUUUAGAGGAACUUCAGAUUUUUAAUUUCUGAGUUUUACAUUUCCAUCGCAUUCAGUUGCAUUCUCAGAGAUAAUAAAAAACACACGUUUAAAAAGAAAAGCUAAAAAAAAAGAUGUAUUGUUAAUCUGUUGUGAUGAUGCACUUUUAUGUAAAGUACUGUACAUUUUGGCAUGUACCAUUGCAGGCUUCAGUAUCCAUCCAGGUUUGUUCCUCUGUAGUACUUCUUUAUAAUAAAGGAUAUAGUUAUGCCA
Molecule: messenger RNA, 7527 nt
Organism: Xenopus laevis (African clawed frog)
Lineage: Eukaryota; Metazoa; Chordata; Amphibia; Anura; Pipidae
Gene: srgap1.L
Product: SLIT-ROBO Rho GTPase-activating protein 1
Exons: 22
Coding region: 1533-4826 (1097 amino acids)
Biological process (GO): signal transduction
Molecular function (GO): GTPase activator activity
Source: RefSeq, a predicted model, not a curated record